Messenger RNA from Thrips palmi, 1425 nucleotides. It is a transcript of the gene Pex3, whose product is annotated as peroxisomal biogenesis factor 3. The coding region runs from base 26 to 1150 and encodes 374 amino acids. Gene Ontology annotation, biological process: protein import into peroxisome membrane. The transcript has a single exon. Gene Ontology annotation, molecular function: protein-macromolecule adaptor activity. Gene Ontology annotation, cellular component: peroxisomal membrane. The record is from RefSeq and is a predicted model, not a curated record. Lineage: Eukaryota; Metazoa; Arthropoda; Insecta; Thysanoptera; Thripidae.
UGUAGUUACUGAGGAAAAUAGGAAAAUGUUCUCCAGAUUCAAGGAUUUUGUGAACCGUCAUCGGAGGAAGUUCAUUGUUACCGGUGUUGUUGUUGGAGGUACUUGGCUCGCCCUCCGUUACGCUCAGCGCAAGCUUAGAGAAUAUACUGAAAAUGAAGCCAAGGAAUUCAUUGAAAGAAAUCGACGGCAGCAGCACUUUAAGAGUACAGAACGUACUUGUGAUCAAACAAUUCUCUCUUUGUCACCUGCAAUUCAUGAAGCCAUCAUAAAUUGUGUGAAUACAGAGGAGCUAGUGACUGAGCUUCAAACAGCGACAACAGGAAAAUAUGGCAUCUGGGAGAGAUUAAAAGUGCGAGCUUUCACUAGAAUAGCUGCAUUAGUUUAUGCAAAUUCCAUGCUUGUGCUUCUCUUGCGAAUCCAACUCAACCUUGUUGGAGGUUUCCUUGUUAGAGAUGCUAAUGGUGAGGGUGUGUUGUCAACAGAGCUCCAGCAUUUGUAUCUCUCUCUAUGCCACCACUUACGAGACACUGGUAUUAUUGAUCUCUGUUCUCUCAUUGAGCGACAUGUUCAGCCCAUUAUGGAAAAUAUUUCAUUAAAAAAGCAAAUGUCACUUCGAGACACUGAAGAGCUGUUCUGGUCUAUUCAAAACUCUGUUGAAAGUAACAUGUAUGAAAAUCCAAUUAAAUCCAUGGCAAAAUUCUGCAUUCCUUCCAAAGAAAAUACUGAUACUGGCUGUUUACAAGAACAGGAAGUCCAGCAACUGUUCAAUAUUAUUUCUGAGACUUCUGAUUUAUUGGAAUCUGAUGAAGCUGCUUCAUUGAUGAGGUCUUGCAUCAGCCAGAGCUUUGCCGGUGUCAUAGACAAACUAGCCGACCAGUUUGCUCCUAUAAACCAUUCGGAGCCUGCUCCUGGCCCUUCCAGUGACAAAGUGGCAGAUGCUUGGACGAGUGCAGUAAAUGGAUCCGCAAAAAGCUCGUUUGUCCAUCCCAGCAAUGUGACAAUGCCUUUGGCAAAGCUUAUCCCUAUUGUAAACAAGAUGACAGAACUUUCCCCCAGCAAAAAAGAUUUGUGGAUGUAUCAGCUGGUGCGAAACGACCUUGUGAAAGUGUUUGGAGCUAAUGUUUAUGAAGCUUUUGGGCAACUGGAAUAGGGUAUGUUACACAGGCAGGAUUCAUUCAAGUACAAUUAUGUAUGAUAAACCUAGUUCUUAAGGGACAGCAAAGCAUUUUCUUAGCCAGUACUAUGUAUUUUGUUAAUAUAUUUCAAACUAUGGAUCAGUACUGUAGUCUUCUUUAUCAUAAGUUUUUGUACCUUCUUGAAUUAGCAUGUAACUGUUUGACUAUGAUUCAAAUGCCAGAUAAAAUGUAUGUUGGGCGGUGUUUCCCACAACUUCCUUGGAUUAAAGAUAAAGCUAUACAAAUGAAA